Messenger RNA from Penicillium cinerascens, 1311 nucleotides. Its product is annotated as AFG1/ZapE family ATPase. Gene Ontology annotation, molecular function: ATP binding; ATP hydrolysis activity. Gene Ontology annotation, biological process: protein quality control for misfolded or incompletely synthesized proteins. NCBI's taxonomy places the organism in Eukaryota, Fungi, Ascomycota, Eurotiomycetes, Eurotiales, Aspergillaceae. Gene Ontology annotation, cellular component: cytoplasm; mitochondrion. The transcript has 4 exons. The annotation marks the transcript as partial. The record is from RefSeq and is a predicted model, not a curated record.
CAAUACCAUCGCGCCUAUCUUGAAACUAAAAAUCGGGCCCGAGGCUUUGCAGUGAAUGCCAUGCGUGGAAGCAAUGAUGAUGGUGUUGGUGGUCCCUUGAUGGAAUAUGAUGCUCGAAUUGGGCAGGGUCGGCUGCAGGAUGAUCCGCACCAGCGACAAAUCAUUAAACGACUUCAAGAUUUGUAUGAAGAACUAAAGACUUAUGACCCACCUCAGGUGACCCACCCAACGGUUGGCUAUCUGGAUCACAAUCGCCUGACGUCAUAUUUUGAGAGCUUCCUCGGUCGCGGGGCCGAGACUCACGAACAAGUCCCCGCCCCUGGCGAUUCUCCAAAAGGCUUAUAUAUGUUUGGAGGCGUAGGAUGUGGUAAAACAAUGCUGAUGGAUAUGUUCUAUGAAACACUGCCCGCACAUAUAUCGUGCAAGUCGAGGACCCAUUUCCACAACUUCAUGCAGGAAAUACAUAAGCGUCUAAAUGUGUUGAAAAUAGAGUCUGGCAGUGACUGUGAUGCAUUAUCUAAGUUGGCUGCCGACAUUGCGGAGGAGUCGAGUGUGUUGUGUUUCGAUGAAUUUCAGUGUGCAGAUAUUGCUGAUGCGAUGAUUCUGAGGACAUUCCUUGGACUCCUCGUGUCGCAUGGGGUUGUGCUCGUCAUGACUUCGAAUAGUCAUCCUGAUGACCUGUAUACCAACGGUAUACAACGUGAAUCGUUCAUUCCGUGCAUUGAACUCUUGAAAGAUGUUCUCAAAGUGACCAAACUGAGUUCUCAUGCCGAUUACCGUCAGGUGGCUCGGCCCCAAUCAGGAGCCUAUUACCAUCCAUUGGGUCCUAAAGCAGAGCAACAUGUACAGAAAUGGUUCUCUUACUUGGGUGAUAUAAAUGAUCCUCCAAAUCCAACAACGAAGGAGAUAUGGGGUCGAGAGAUUAAAGUGCCUAUGGCCAGUGGCAAAGCUGUCCGAUUUAGUUUUAAAGAUUUGGUCGGGGAUGCCGUGGGGACGGCAGAUUAUCUAGAGCUCGUCCAGAGUUAUGAUUCUUUUAUUGUCACUGAAGUCCCGCAGAUGGAUUUGAGUAAUCAGGACCCCACAAAGAGAUUCAUAACCUUCAUUGAUGCCAUUUAUGAAAGCAAGGCUAUUUUAGUUCUAACGACGGCGGUUCCGCCCAGCAAAUUAUUCUUGGGCCUCUCCAUGGAGGAACUAAGGUCAACCUCGAGCGUUAGGAAAGAGGAGGAACGUUUUGCUUAUAUGCGUGCCAUGUCACGGUUGUCGGAAAUUGGUAGCGAAGACUGGAUGAAGCGUAAAAUUUUGCAGGAAUGA